Messenger RNA from Schistosoma haematobium, 8381 nucleotides. RefSeq lists its product as uncharacterized. Gene Ontology annotation, biological process: DNA integration. The record is from RefSeq and is a predicted model, not a curated record. NCBI's taxonomy places the organism in Eukaryota, Metazoa, Platyhelminthes, Trematoda, Strigeidida, Schistosomatidae. Gene Ontology annotation, molecular function: nucleic acid binding. The transcript is spliced from 7 exons. The coding region runs from base 4415 to 5278 and encodes 287 amino acids.
ACACUUCACCAGGCGCUAUAACGUUUUGAAGGUCGCUGAUCAUGUGUGUUUGAAAUGGAUUUUAGUAAUUUGCACUGCUUUGUGGGCAAGGGAUUAUACUUAGCCUCCGUCCUCUACCUCUUCGCAAUCUUUUUUUUGGCUGUUUUUAUCUUGGUACCCAUUUCUACCAGUUUUUAGACUCUCUUUGUUAACCUAAAAAAUGUUUCAGUUACAUCCAGCCAGACAUUUGGGCAUAUUAAAGCACGUAACACCUGAAUUCUCUUACUUGCCGUUAUGAUUUCUACUGCAUCCUCUGCCACCAUAAAUACAAAUACCAGUGAACGAGAUUGUAAAAUUGGUCAGCUGCAAUAUCAGCAACAACAGUUGCUCCGUCAAAGUACUCCUUACAAUUUCAGUUCUUGGGAUUGGAAUGCUGUGAAUAUCAUGAAUAAUAAUAAUAAUAAUAAUAAUAAUAAUAAUAAUAAUAAUAAUAAUAUUGUUAACGGGACUCAACAACCAAUUUGCAAACCUUUGUUUCCUGAAAAUGACGUCAUGAAGAUGAUCAAUUUUAUAAAACAAUGUUUGAAUGAAUCGACUAAAUGCCUAUUUAAGCGCUAUUCUAAUGAUAACUGGCAAGAUUUGUCAGUGUUCACAAUAUGUUUUGCCCGUGAACUGCACAUAUAAAUCACUGGAAGAAAAGUAUACAGAACAACAAAGUUAUCUCUAUGUCUCAUCAACGUAGUAUUUAUAACGUAAUUUUCUUUCCUUAGUCAACCUGAGGAAAAUUAUGCUCCUACAAUGAUUAAUUCAGCCAGCUUCAGUCAUGAAAAUAAUAAUAAACAAGGGUUUGUACGGGAAACUCAACCGUCAUUGAAUAAAUUAAUUGAAAUGGGCUAUCCAAAUCAGCAUUGCCCUUAUCCUUUAGAUCAUUUACAUUCACAAUUUCAAUUCAAUCAAAGUAGAUGCUCAUCAACUACAACACGAUAUAAAGAACCAACUGUUCGUAAUGAAGAAAAUCCUGUUUAUUCUGAAGCUGAUAAUAAAUCAAGCAUUCAAGAGGAUCCAUCAUCAAUGGAUAAGAACAGCAAUUGUAAAAGUAUGUAAAAUUACACUUAACUUUUUUGUUUUAACUGAAUUCUUAAUUUAUUCACAUUUUAAUACUAAAAUAAAUGUUCUUGUUAAAGGAUAUAAUUGUGAUUAUCGAAUGAAUGACCAUUUGUUAAUAUGAUAUUUUUCCAUGUAUUUUUUCAAACAAAAUUCAAUCUAAAGUAUGAUUUUUUUGUCUGUUGAGAGGUUUCGUUGAGACCAUUUCAAUUCGUAGAUAGUUUUCUUCACGGUUUAAUGUCAGUUGUGUUAUUACUAAAACUCAGCGGGACACUGUACGGCUGUUUCCGUCCCAGUAUGCGACUCAGUAUAGUAUGAACCCCAUAACCCCAUCAGGGGGUUGAAUAUACUGGUUUGGUUUGUUUAUUCGUAGAUAAACAAAGGACCCAAUCAUUUAGUAUAUAUAUUGUCGACAUGAUGGUAAUUAGCGUUUAUUUCUUCGUACUUUAUCGGAAAUGUUUCGUUGAUUAGCUUAUUGCUAAUCAUAAAGUAUCUAAUCCACUUAGUGACUUCUUGUUUAUGAUAAAUAAACACACGUAAUUAUACUUACCAAUCUACAUUUAUGCUUUUAUAUACAUACUGUGGUUGACAGUAAAAACAGUUUCAGAUGUUCCAUCACCUGUUGAGCUUGACGUUAGUUAACACUUUUAAAACCCAUUCUGUACGCUUCCUGCCCGUACGCCCUUUGAUUCUUGGAUCUGUGUUAUUUGGUUACUGAUUUCCACACUUCUUAUUGAGUUUAUUGUGGCCAACUCUUGAGUGGCCCUUUAUCUGACACCAUUUGCAUCGUAAGAAUGAUUGUUAUGGGAAUAUGCAUGUCGCCAACCCUCAUAUAUUUUCAUUGGCUUAAAUCGCGUUAGUGAAUAACAGAAUUAAGUAAGUCAAAUACGAGAAUGGAUUUUAAAUACGCAUAUUUCAUACAAUCGUUGAUCCAGACAGACGAUCAGAGAAACGAAACAAAGAAAGCGAAGCGCAACGAAAUGAUGCGCAGUCAAGAUGGCAAGUGAGCCAACUCGAUUUAAUCAAGCGUUGGUCGAUAUUUAUAGUUGUUGGGGUGAUCCAGAAAACUUCUUGCAAAACACAAGAAAGGCUCAGGAAACACUAAGAAGCAUUUUAUCCGACCAGCGUUCACUUAAAGUUUAGCCAGAAACAUCAAGAAAGUGAGAAGUUUCUGAUUAGCUGAUUACUAUACUGGCAUUACUAUACUAGCAUUCCAGAAUUUUCGGGAGAACUACAAUGAAUAUUUCUUUGGAGCAACUAGAAGCUUAUAUGGAGCAGAUAUUCUGCAAAACCUUACUUCAAGAAAUACAGGUCUGGCGUAUUAACGAAAAUAAUAUUGGUAUCACAUAAUCAAGCACGAAAUUGCCGCCAAAGAAAAUACGUAACCUUAGGUAUUAUUAAAUACCGUACUCGCCUUCAGCUUGAUACAGCUUCUGAUAUUACUCUAAUCAGCCCAGAAACAUGGAAGAACAUUGGAAGACCCACAGUUUUCCCAACAACACAGCUGGCACACAGUGCGUCUGAGGGGGAAGUUAAAUAUUGUUGGAGAAGUACCGUGCACUGUUUCUAAAGUUACUGCAACAACAAAUGCAACAGUAUAUCUUAUAAAGAAACCAGCACUCGAGUUAAUGGGGUUAGAUCUUAUAGAAACACUUAAACUAGCAGACCAUUCUAUUAACAGUAUCUGCAGACGAAUCAGAACUGACAACACCCCACAGUGGAGCCAGAAAAAUGCCAUGCUACAAAGACACCAAAACGUGUUUAAAGAAGGAUUGGGGGAAUGUACGAAGGCCAAAGCAGUGCUAACUCUAAAACCUUCAGCUACUCCCGUUUUUCGACCUAAAAGACCUGUACCCUAUGCUGGUCUUCCAAAAGUUGAACAAGAAUUACAACGAUUUCAGCAAAUGGGUGUUAUCGAACCUGUGAACUUCUCAAACUGGGCUGCACCAACAGUGGUGGUCAAGAAGUCGGAUGGAAGCAUCCGUCUAUGUGCAGACUACUCUACUGGAUUAAAUGAAACUCUAUAGUCUCACCAGUAUCCGGUACCCUUGCCGGAAGAUCUUUUAGCUAAGCUGAACGGUGGCAGAUAUUUUGCGAAAUCGGACUUAUCAGACGCAUACCUACAAAUCCCGGUAUCUGAUGAAAGCAAAGAUCUCCUAGCGAUCAACACACACAAAGGACUGUUCCGGUAUAACCGAAUACCUUUUGGGGUGAAAACGGCGCCCUCUAUUUUCCAGCAAAUUAUGAAUACCAUGUUACAAGGUAUUCCAGGGGCAGCAGCUUAUUUAUACGACAUCAUAAUUAUGGCAGCAGACAAAAUGGACCUACAGAAGAAACUGGACCAGGCACUAGAACGCAUAGCCGAUUAUGGUUUUCGCCUCUGAGCGGAAAAGUGUGACUUCUAUAUGCAGCAAGUACGAUAUCUUGGAUUCAUAAUAGAUAAAGACGGAAGACGACCAGAUCCAGAGAACAUUGAAGCUGUGAGAACAAUCCCUAGACCCAGGGACAUUACUACCCUACGAUCGUUCUUGGGAUUGGUCAGCCAUUAUGGUAUCUUCCUUUCCGAUCUCCAUCGUCUAUGUGCUCCACUAAACCCCCUACUAGAAACGAAUACAAGAUGGAAUUGUCUGCGGACUGUCAAGCAUCUUUCGAGAAAAUCAAGCAACUCCUAACUUCCAAUUUCUUAUUGACACAUUAUGAUCCCUCGCUACCGAUAGUCGUUGCUUCAGAUGCUUCUAACUAUGGUGUGGGCGCAGUCAUCUCUCACAUUUUUCCUAACGGGUCUGAAAAAUCUAUCUCCCACACUGCCAGAUCUUUGACAACGACCGAAAGGAACUAUAGUCACAUUGAGAAGGAAGCCCUAUCAAUUAUCUUUGCAGUGAAAAAGUUCCACAAGAUGAUGUAUGGUCGACAUUUUACCCCAAUAACAGAUCAUAAGCCACUACUUGCAGUUUUUGGGCCAAAGAAAGGAAUUCCUGUUCAUACAGCUAACCGACUCCAAUGAUGGGCAACCACACUUCUGGGUUACGACUUCAAGGUCAAGUAUCAGUCUACUACCGCCUUCGGGUAAGCUGACGCAUUGUCAAGAUUAAUAGGCUCCCAAUCAAAAACCUUAGAGGAGACUCUUGUAGCAAAUAUAAUAGCUGAGAAAGAAGUCCAUCGCGUAUUGGAUGACGCAAUUAAUGGACUCCCAUUAACCUUUGAAACUAUCAAGAAGAUCACUGAAAGUGAUAAGAUAUUGGACACAGUUAAAUGCUAUCUCUCGACCAAAUGGCCAAACAAUCGCCUUGACGGAGAACUUUUGCGAUAUUUUCGUCGACGGGACUCACUAAUGGUUGUCGACUCGUGUAUUAUGUUCGGUGAUCGAAUUGUUAUUCCGAAGGUAUUACGUCACAAUGUUCUCAAGCAGUUUCACAGUGGAAUCAAUAAAAUGAAAUCGUUGGCUCGUAGUUACGCUUAUUGGCCGUCAUGCAUUCAAGCUGCUGAAAAUCCUUUGAAAUGCGAACCUCAUUAUUGGCCAGAGACAUUAAUGGCUGAUAAUGGCUCGCAGUUCGUCGCAGAAUCGUUUAAGCAUUUCUGUAGCGUAAAUGGAAUAACUCAUCUUCGUUCUUCGCCCUAUCAUUCGCAAUCGAACGGACAGGCAGAACGCUUUGUGGACACCUUUAAACGAGCAUUACUGAAAGGGGGAGGCGAAGGGACAACUGGACAGGUAAUCACAAAAUUUUUAACAUCCUACAGAGCCACUCCGAACCUAAAUGUUCCAGAUAGUAAGUCCCCUGCCGAAGCCAUGUUCAGAAGGCGUAUUCGAACCGUUUUCAACGCCAUGUUACCAUCCAAAUUAGUGAAUGGGCACAGUCAAAAUCCAAAUAUCCGGAGCUCUAAUAUUGGCGACGAAGUUUUCAUUAAAUCCUACAUCGAGAAGAACCGAUGGGAGCCGGGAGAAGUUGUACAAAAAUUGGGAAGAGUUCUGUACAGAGUCCGAGGAUCUUUUGGAACAUGUAUACGACAUACGAAUCAAAUCUAUGAGUACAAAGGAACGAUGCAGACUCGAAAAAACCGGCCGAAUUUUCCGUUGGGGUUAAUCUUAGACACACCAACGCUACAUAUGCCCAAGGACACUGAAAAGAAGCCCCGAACAAGGCAGACGACAAGAAUAAUGGGACGCCGCCGCAGCCCAGUUGUCAAGCUACCAUAGAAAGAAAUCUUAUUCGAGGGAGGUGUUGAGUCGGCUUUCCGAGAACUGCAACGGAGCCUCCAGAGGCCCUAAAGGAGCCGAAGAGUCCUAGCCAAUCAGAGCAUGACGGAGCUUUCUAGAAUAUCAACGUGGCGUGCUACUAUUGGUCAGUAGCAUAAUAUUUCUUUUAGUGGAUUGGCCAAAAUAAGAUGUUGAUUUAACGAAUGUUAACAUCUAUAAAUACCCGUGUUUUUCUGUACAGAAAUGAACCUUGGAGUAAAGUACUUCUCGCAUACCUUGCGUCUUCUCUCUCGCUGUAUAGUCCUAGCUUGGGGGUUACAGAAUAGCUUAGGAAACGAAUAUAGCGUUCAAUCCACAAGACUUGUCAAAGAUAACGAAGGAACCAGGAGAUGACUGGGUGAAACAUGCAGAACUUGUGAACCGAGAAUUUGAGAGGUUCAAGUUGUCUUCCAUGACUGAAGACCAGUUUAAAUAUCUAGUAUUUGUCUGUAGCCUGCGUUCACCCGAAGAUGCUGACAUCCGAACGAGAAUCCUUAGCAAGCUCGGACACUGUCCCAAUAUGACCCUGCAGGAAGUAACUACCGAAUGUUAAAGGUUAGUGAAUUUGAAUUAUGAUACCUCGGCAUUUCAAAAGGUUUUGUUUGUUUAAAACUCAUCGUUGUACUACGUGUUCCAGAAAAGGGCACAAAGAAAGUUAUUGCAAAACCCGAAAACGUCGUCAACCAAAAGUGUAUUCUAAAAGAUUCAAGCAACAAACGGCUAAAGUAACGGUAGCUCUUCACAAAGCCGGCUCUCAUAACCGUAGGAAGUAUGUUUCUCUCAAGAUUAAUGGGUUUGAUACCCGCUCACAGUUAAACGCAGCCUCCGAUAUAACACUUAUAAGCAGGAGAACGUGGGAGAAAAUUGGGAUGCCGCGAAUAUGUUCAACUCAUCAAUCAGCACAUAGUGCAUCCGGAGGAAUUCUAAGUAUUGCUGGUGAAAUUCAUUGUGAAGUCACAGUCAAAGAGUUUACGGAGAAAGGUGUAAUAUUUUCGACAGACCGUCCAGCACUCGACUUAUUGGGGCUUGAUUGGAUAGAAAAUUUGAAGUUAAUAGACCAUCCCAUAAACUGGAUCUGUAACAACGUCAGUACGUCGAAAGUCGAUGAGAAAAACUCAGUAGAAGCAUUAUUAAAACGACAUGAAGUGGUAUUUAGUGAUGGUCUUGGAGAAUGCACUAAAUUUAAAGCUGCUCUUACCCUUCGACAGGGAUCAAGAUCGGUGUUUCGAUCAAAAAGACCCGUAUCAUAUUCUGGGUGUCAUUGAACUGGUGAAUUUCUCAGAAUGGGUCGCACCGAUAGUAGUAGUAGAGAAGACUAAUGGUAGCGUCCGUUUAUGUACUGAUUACUCAACCGGGUUGAAUGAAGCCUUAAAAACUCAUCAGUAUCCAUUACCCUUACCUGAAGAUCUUUUUACUAAACUAAAUGGAGGUAAGCUAUUUGCAAAGUUGGAUUUAUCGGAAUCUUAUUUACAAAUUCAUGUUGCUGACGAGUGUAAAAAUCUGCUCACCAUAAACACACACAAGGGCCUAUUCCGGUAUAAUCGACUACCCUUCGGAGUCAAGACGGCCCCAUCUGUAUUUCAGCAGGUAAUGGAUAGUAUGCUACAGGAUGUUCCAGGUGCUGCAGCUUAUCUGGAUGAUAUAAUAAUUAUGGGAGUAGAUAGAAUAGACUUAGAAAAGAAGCUCGACCAGGUGCUGUCGCGAAUAGCCGAAUAUGGACUUCGGCUUCGUCCAGAGAAAUGUAACUUUUGUAUGCAAAAAUUACGCUACCUCGGAUUUAUAAUCGACAAAGAUGGAAGAAGACCAGAUCUAGAGAAUACCCAGGCAGUGAAAACUAUGCCCAGACCGACGGAUGUCCCCACACUAUGAUCCUUUUUGGGACUAGUUAAUCAUUAUAGAUCUUUUAUUCCGAACCUUCAUCAAUUACGUGUCCCCUUGAAUAAGCUUCUGGCGAAGAAUGUAAAGUGGAAUUGGUCUGUGACUUGCGAAGCUGCUUUCGGUGAAAUCAAGAAAGUCAUGUAGUGACUAAGUUUGUUUUCACUUGAUAAUGUAAAUUCCAAUCCUAUUCAAGCUGAUUUUAAAGUUAUUAAUUACUUUGGCGUCGCGGGGUGGGAUCGUGAAUGCGCACUGCUGAGGAGUCCUAUACUAGGAAUAAACGGCCUUCCAGGUUUUCCAUGGUGGUCUAGCUUCAAUUAACUCAUUCAGUACUUCGUCAUGAAAUACAACUCUGUAUUUAAGUCUUACAGUGUAUUUAAAGUGUAGACAAUCAGUUUCGGUUUGUGUGUAUGGUUUACUGGAUAGUGCAAGUGUUUGUGAAACAUGGAUAUAAAUAUCACCUGUAAACAGUAGUUGUUGUUGCUAUAACUAUACUACUUAUGAGUAACUCGAAUUUGUUUUUUGCUCUUUAUCGGUUGAUCGUAAUCUGUUUUAGUGCUUUAUGAAAGUUUUUCGUUUUGGUCUUAUUGAACCAGUCAUUUUGUGCCUGUGUGCGUUGAGAUUUGACUGUUGUUGCUGAGGUCACCAUAUUGAGUGUGAUUUCAACAUAAACUAAUUAUCAUUUAUUGUAGACCCAAACAUCAUUCAUAUAUUUUCAUACGUAAACAUUCCGAGUAGCUAAGGUAGGUAGCCCUUUGACUACAUUUGACGUCAAGUAAUCUUUUCCGGUAAGUCUUACAGCAGUAGUUACAUCUAUUCGAUUUCACAGUUGGCUAAUAUAUUUUGAUUUAAUUUGUUUAAAAAUUGGUUUAAUUUAUUUGUUUCUCACUCUUCCGGCUUUACAAUUAGGCGAAAAGUUCGCAUGUGAACAUUGUGAAAAGAAAUUCAAGACAAAGUCUUAUUUGAAUGAACAUGUGAAAGUUAUUCAUGAAGGUAGUUUAAUCAUUGAGUAGCAUUUUGACUUUCUGUUCAUUGUGCAUCUAUUUUUCCAUGUUUAUUUUUGGUUUAGUUAAAUAAAACAAUAAGGUUGGAAAACGAUUAAUAGUUUGUCGGUAAUUAUGUAAAUUACUGUAAUGCUGUGUUCAUUUUUUGGUUUUUUGGUUCUAAAUCGCGAUUUCGGAUAUGACUC